UGAAAGUGGGGCUAUCAGUUGUUGUUGCGUCCGCAUAUCGCGCGAUUGUGAUUAUUGUGAUUAGUUAAUGAGUAGCGUAUGUAAUAGGCAAGCCACAAGGUGAAAGUUCACAAGUAGCUAGAAAUGUCCGCAAAGGUAGCAGCCAAAUCGAACAAAUCGCCUCCUGCGGCUCCAUCAAAAUCCAAAGAGUCGUCAGCUUUGGUCAAAGCUUAUCUCUUUGGCUAUAAUGCUGUGCAGGUGGGCGGCUGGAGCUACAUCCUUUAUCAGCUGGUCAACUACUAUGUGCUGCAGGGUCCCGAGUUUCGGGCACAGAUUACGCUGUGGGAUUACACGCGAAUCGCAGUCAUCAUAUUCCAGAAUGCCGCCUUUGUGGAGAUUUUAAAUGCAGUCUUUGGGCUGGUUAAAUCGAAUCCUGUGGUCACCACCUUCCAGGUGUUUAGCCGCAUGAUGGUCGUCGUUGGCGUGGUGAUGGCCACGCCCGCGGGCAAAGUGUCACCUGGUCUGCCUAUUGCCCUGUUCGCCUGGGCGGUCACCGAAAUCAUUCGUUAUGGAUUCUAUGCCCUGAACAUCAUUAAGGUGGUGCCACAAUUUGUGGUUUUCCUGCGCUACACCACCUUCAUAGCUCUGUACCCGAUUGGGGUGACGGGUGAACUGCUGUGCUUCUGGUGGGCACAGCAAUAUGCCAAGGAGCACAGCAUCUGGAGCGUUGUGAUGCCCAACAAAUGGAAUGCCACCUUCUCCUACUAUGCCCUCCUCUGGAUCGUCAUGCUGGGCUACAUUCCCAUCUUCCCGCAGCUCUACAUGCACAUGUUUACGCUGCGUCGCAAGAUCUUGGGAGGCGGCAGCAAAAAGAAGGGAAACUGAACUUUGACCCGCAGCAGCAACAGCAAUGCAAAAUAAAAUGCCAGUUUGCAUUUCGCACUUUGGAGUGGAAACUUAUUCGAUUGUCCACCAUUCACCUUUACUUGACAUUUAGCUUAAGCUAAUACUUUUAGUUGGUUUCUGUGUACAAAAUAAAAUUAAUCCAAUCACUUAACAUUU
This is a messenger RNA of Drosophila innubila, 1041 nucleotides long. RefSeq names its product very-long-chain (3R)-3-hydroxyacyl-CoA dehydratase hpo-8 (gene Hacd1). Gene Ontology annotation, molecular function: 3-hydroxyacyl-CoA dehydratase activity. Lineage: Eukaryota; Metazoa; Arthropoda; Insecta; Diptera; Drosophilidae. The record is from RefSeq and is a predicted model, not a curated record. Gene Ontology annotation, cellular component: endoplasmic reticulum membrane. Gene Ontology annotation, biological process: fatty acid elongation; sphingolipid biosynthetic process; very long-chain fatty acid biosynthetic process. The transcript has a single exon. Bases 124 to 864 code for a protein of 246 amino acids.